CUUUGGUACGUCCACUCUCCUCAUGGUCGUACAAAUCAGGGCCAUAACAGCCAAGUUGCCCUUGCCGCCGGUCUCAAUUUGGCAGCGAUCAUUCUUGGAUUUCCCUCGACACCCUCAAGUGAAACCCGAAGCACAAUGGCUGACCAGCUGACCGAAGAGCAGAUUGCUGAGUUCAAGGAGGCGUUCUCCCUGUUCGACAAGGACGGCGAUGGAACCAUCACCACCAAGGAGCUCGGCACGGUCAUGCGCUCUCUGGGCCAGAACCCCACGGAGGCUGAGCUACAGGACAUGAUCAACGAGGUCGACGCUGACGGCAACGGCACGAUUGACUUCCCCGAGUUCCUGACCAUGAUGGCCCGCAAGAUGAAGGACACUGACUCCGAGGAGGAGAUCCUGGAGGCCUUCAAGGUGUUCGACAAGGACGGCAAUGGAUUCAUCUCGGCCGCCGAGCUGCGCCACAUCAUGACCAACCUGGGUGAGAAGCUUACCGACGAGGAGGUCGACGAGAUGAUCCGCGAGGCUGACAUCGACGGCGAUGGACAGAUCAACUACGAGGAGUUCGUCAAGAUGAUGAUGUCCAAGUAAGCGUCCCCUUAGUUUUCGGUUUGAAACGGAGCUCCAUGCUGCACAGCGUUAAGAGGCGCGGGCGUUUGCUCCCUCUUCGCUGUAGUCGGCAGCUCCUAUCGAUCGUAGCUUAAAUAAUUUAGAAACAGCGUGAAAAUUGCUUUGCUGCCGUUGUCGUGCCUUGCACCGUAGUAUUUGGACAUCGGGAUGUGCUCUUAGAACGUGGCAGGAAAACAGUCAAACAAUGCAGGGCGUAGCAUCACGUGAUGCUGGUUGACAGUAGGGCAGGCUCAAGGCCAUCGCGCA
Messenger RNA from Phytophthora nicotianae INRA-310, 870 nucleotides. RefSeq names its product calmodulin. Gene Ontology annotation, molecular function: enzyme regulator activity; calcium ion binding. The transcript has a single exon. Lineage: Eukaryota; Oomycota; Peronosporomycetes; Peronosporales; Peronosporaceae. Bases 136 to 585 code for a protein of 149 amino acids. The record is from RefSeq and is a predicted model, not a curated record.